GGGCACGUCAAUGGACUGAUAAGAAUUGUGUACAAGGCAUUUGUUAUCAGAUGAAAUUAUGGAUGCCCAAUUUCAUGUAGAUAUUCGAUCAACUAAUAUCGAUAAUUCUAAGGGUACGUAUAUCGGUACAGGUGCGACACAGAGAAAUCUGUUAAACUAACAUUUCCUCUAUUGAAAACAAAGUUGCCAAGAAUUUACGAAGGCAAACGGCGCAACGGCUAUUUUACAAAAUUUAUUCCAUAAUAUUCAUUCUCUGAUAUUUAAAAUCCUGCAUCGAUUAGAAAAUUCUCGAUGCAAAAAUCGAUAUUCUGUACUCAUCGAUGUUAAUUCGACACUCCUAAUUUUGGAGGGUAAACAAAAAAAUCGCAGAUAGCAAGUGGGCUGGAACGUUUGAUAAUUUGAUUUUAAGCCCGGAGCAAAUCGGCAAUGCAAGCUAAUCACAUGAUAAACAUUUAGACGACAAACACUGGCUUUCACAAAAACAACAAAACUGCUGCAGAUUGCCCUAGUGUCAUUGAUAACCCCUGGCACCCAAGUGGAUGCUUGAUUUUAAUUCCAUGCUCAAGCAGCAGAUAACUAAUGCGGCACUAGUUGGAGUAGGUAAUUGUUGAUAAGGCGUGACAAAGAGGGCAAUUCAUGCAAAAAUUCAAAAGUAAAGCACAGUAUACAGUAGCGGUUCGAUCACAGCAAGGUGCGGAGCGUGCUUAAUAUAGGCUGUAUUUUAUUUAACAAUCAUAAUCUAAGAAAAAUGGCCACAACCGUUCGGAACCCAUUGAAGAAAGUUUUGCGGCAACGCAUGAAGACCGAGGUCAUACCAUCUAUAAGCGCCGAGUCAAUAGCUCGACAAUCGAGGGCCAUUUACGAAAAGGUGAUCGCCUCUGAGGCCUUCCGUCAAGCGAAAGAUGUUAGCAUAUAUCUAAGCACUGGCAGUGAAGUAGAUACGCUACCUUUGCUACGUGAGCUCUUCAAUCAGCAGAAAAAUGUUUUUGUGCCCACGUACAGCGGCAAGCUUAUGGAAAUGGUGCGCGUCAAAGAUUGGGCGGACUACGAGGCGCUGCCACUAACCAAAUGGAAUAUAAAGCAACCUAGUGCAAAGGAGGGACGUGAGAAUUCGCUAACAAAUGGUCGCGGCAUUGAUCUGUUCUUGAUGCCCGGUGUUGCCUUUACGCUAAGUGGCGGUCGUAUGGGUCACGGCAUGGGCUACUAUGACAGCUUUUUGCACCGGCAUUUUAAUAUUUACCCUGAGAAGAAACCAGUACUAAUGGCUUUGGCAUUCCGUGAACAAAUCGUAGACGAAAGUACUUUGCCGCUAGAUCCACAUGACGUGCGACUUACAACUGUAAUUACGGAAUAAUGAGCGCACUGAAUUUAGUUGUAAAUUUUUGUAAAUAGUAUAUAUGUACACAGAGAUUCACGUUUACUUAUGUGUGUUUAAAUGUACUUUUAUAUUUUUAAUAAAAAAGUUAAGUUAACUUAAAUUA
Messenger RNA from Rhagoletis zephyria (snowberry fruit fly), 1481 nucleotides. It is a transcript of the gene Mthfs, whose product is annotated as methenyltetrahydrofolate synthetase. NCBI's taxonomy places the organism in Eukaryota, Metazoa, Arthropoda, Insecta, Diptera, Tephritidae. Gene Ontology annotation, cellular component: mitochondrion. The record is from RefSeq and is a predicted model, not a curated record. Gene Ontology annotation, molecular function: 5-formyltetrahydrofolate cyclo-ligase activity. Gene Ontology annotation, biological process: tetrahydrofolate interconversion; folic acid-containing compound biosynthetic process.